Molecule: messenger RNA, 3300 nt
Organism: Syngnathus acus (greater pipefish)
Lineage: Eukaryota; Metazoa; Chordata; Actinopteri; Syngnathiformes; Syngnathidae
Product: ras-associating and dilute domain-containing protein-like
Exons: 14
Coding region: 355-3300 (981 amino acids)
Biological process (GO): signal transduction; substrate adhesion-dependent cell spreading; neural crest cell migration
Cellular component (GO): microtubule
Molecular function (GO): GTPase binding
Source: RefSeq, a predicted model, not a curated record
GUGUUUCCGCGUGUGCUAUGUGCGCACUUGGCAUCCCCAAACAAUUGCGCCGUCGACUCACAUCUGGAAAGCAGACUCGUUAAUAAUUGAAAGCACAUCUAGAUUACAUUUGAUUAGAUGAUACUUUGUCUUACGCUUUUUAUCCACUUUUGAUCUUUUAGAGUUGACGCUCACUUUGGACAUAAGAAGGAAGAGUGCCUUUGCAAUAGCUGGAUGAGAGCGGGGAAACAUCUGCAGAAGAUGAGCGCCGUUGUGUCGCUGCUUCUGCGUGAAACAUCUCAGGAAUGAAGCCGAGCUCUCAUAGGACAUGAUGCAACCCACGCUGAUUUUAAAACGACACAAGAACGACCAGAGAUGAGUCAAAGAACCGCUGAGGAAUUACACUCUCUUCCACAGAGGGGGUUAUCGACAUCUUCUACAUCUUCUCUGAAAAGACGCCUUGUAAGGCUUGCAAGAAAGUCCAGUGAUGGAUCUCUUCGGUCAAGUUCGUCUACUGGCAGUUCAUCCACUGGCAGGUCGGCCGAGGCUGUGGCUUUCAGACAGCCUAGCAAGAGCCGCAUCCGUCACCACACCAACCGCCUCUCGGGAGUCUUCCUUCGCGGCGGCGGCGCCGCCUCUGGCUCGCUGUCCAUGGCCAUGUCCACCCAAAGCGGGAAAGGAAGCGUGAGUACAGAUGGCGAAAUUGCGGACGACCCCUGUGAGCUGUCAAUCCAGUUAAGUGCUCCCGGAAUUUUGAAGAUCUUUGGAAUCGAAAUCUGUAAAGGAGCUCACUAUAAGAGUGUCUUGGCCACGACACAUUCCAGUGCAAAAGAGCUGGUCAAAGAGGCCCUUGAAAGGUAUGGCCUUGGGAAAGAAGAGGCAAGUUCCUAUGUUCUGUGCGACACCAUUGGCUUCAUUGGCGAGCGCCAGUGGAAAACCGAAGGCUUCCGAGUGGUGGGCGACAAUGAGAAGCCGCUCCUCCUGCAGUCGUUAUGGAAACCAAGGGAGGGCCUCGCCAGACGCUUUGAAAUCCAGAGGCGAAGCCUGGUGGAAGAGCAGACGGCCAAAGAAAAAGACACCAUCACUGCUGGGAUCAACGCCCAGGCCCGUAAGCUCCAAAAGAGUCGCUCCAGAGUUAACUCCACCCUCAUGGAGAGAACAAUGAGUCGAAGCCAAAAACUUUGGAGGAGUAAAAGUGAGAUGGACCUUAUCGAUGGCGAUUCAGUCAAUCAGGAUCAAAGUAUGUCCUUGAAUGGAACGUUAGUGGAGAGCCAUGAGUGCCCAGAAGUCAGGGAAGAAGACAUUAAACAUGCAGUUCCCUCUAAGGGGGAUGGUGCGUUGCAAGCCAAAACAGAAACGCUGUGUCCAUCGAGGCCGAGAGGUGAGCGGGAAGGAGAGGCGUCGGAGAGGGAGGAGACGGAGAGUAGCGACGAUAACACCACACAGUACUCCAUUCACCCACCUCAGGACUGUCCGUACCUGCUGCUACUACAUGGCCACAGCCUUGUGCAGGACUUUGUCAUUUACCUACUUCUGAGACCAAGCAUUAUAUUGGGGCGACAAAAUGACAACGGAGAUGCGGACAUUGGCCUCCUUGCAGAAGAUAUCCUUCCAAAACAUUGCGUUUUUCAUCGCAAUAGUACUGGCGGACCAACCACGUUGUGCCCCUUUCCCGAUGCUGUCGUCACAAGGAAUGGCAAUAUAUUCAAAGACAAAGUCCAACUUUGCCCCGGUGAUGUCAUUGGGCUGGGACAAAGCUACUUGUUUCUAUUUAAAGAUCCCUUGCUGCACAAGGAACCCGACAGUUCUGCUCCCGAGCCCAACUUGUUUGGCUCCGCUACACCUGAUGUGAUCCUCUGCAACAACCUGCCCAGCCCAGCCAGUAAAAAGUGUCCAAAGAGAUCUCCUCCAUUUCUGAAAUCACCGCAGGGUCACUACCUGACUUUGAACUACCGAGCUGACGAUGAGCAUUGCAUCAUCAAGCAAAUAGUGGCCAUGGGAAGCUCCCACGUUAAAGACGGACCUUCAUUGAGCAUUGCUUUUCUGCUGUGCCUUUGCAUUCAGUAUUCCGCCUCAUAUUUACGGACAUCGGACCUACGAAGGCUCCUGCUGCUGAUUGCAAGUGAAAUUCAAAGCGCUGUUUGGGAGCAAACCAAGGAACUCGCUGCUUUUCAGAAGGACGUCAACAAGGACAUAAUCUCAGCACUGUUGCCCCUAGUGGUGUGGAUGUCAAAUAGCCUGGAGAUACUCCAGUUCAUCCAGUAUCAGCUGCCUGUCAUCUUGGAGUGGAGAACAAGUGAAGAGGAUGAAGAAGGAAAGGCUGGGGACCUUCUGGAGUUACAGCUGUCCUGUGUGCACCCAGCCAGUGAAGAAACAAUGGCGUCCCUGGAGGAGGUCAUCAUGCUUACCUUUCAGCAGUGUGUGUACUACAUCACCAAGGUCCUGUACCCCAUCCUGCCGGGCUUUCUGAAUGGCAAGCGAUCCGAGGAGACUCUUGAGGGGCCGGUUGACAGCGUCCCUGAUCAAGUCCAGCAGGUUUUGGAAGUCCUAUCUGAGACCCAGAGACUACUCUCAGACUGUCAGCUUCACUCGGAAAUGACCGCACAGCUCGUGGCCUUCAUUUUCUACUUCAUCAAUGCAUCGCUCUUCAACUUACUCAUGGAAAGAGGCUCCGAGCCAGAUUUCUAUCAGCGGUCUACAGGCAUCCGCAUACGGACCACUUUUGACUUGCUGUUGAACUGGUCCCAGACAACCGGAUUGGGAAAACUCGCUUUUGAGUACACGCGCACACUCUCAUCGGCUAUCAAUCUUCUUACUACGCCAAGGAAAAUUCUACACCAGAGCUCUUGGGCAUCGUUACGAUGUGACUUCCCUGCACUGAACGCAGCUCAACUGAAGCACCUGCUCAGUUUUUACAGCCCAACAUGUCCCACCAGGCACACAUGGACUCCGUGUGCCCGGGACCAAACAGAAGCGCACACAACUGAGGAUAUCCUGCAGAGUUUUGAUAGCCACCAUCCUCUUGUGCUACCAGAUGGGGAUUACCAGUUCACAGUAGAAAGGGCAGUGACAGAUUUAAGCCUGCUUGAACACUUAAACAAGCUCCAAGUGUUCAUUUUUAAUCUCGCUAAUUCACAGACCAAUGGGGUCACAUCUUCUGGCCAGCACCAGGUAACUACAACAUAUUUGACUCACUUUUCUGAUAGUCAGGGUUUAAAUUUCGCCUCUUUCCAGUGUGGAGUUUGGAUGUGCUCGCUGUGCCUGCCUGGCUUUUCUCUAGUUUUUUUUUUUUUUCACGACCCGUACGUACUAGGGGUGUAA